Molecule: messenger RNA, 1326 nt
Organism: Nerophis lumbriciformis (worm pipefish)
Lineage: Eukaryota; Metazoa; Chordata; Actinopteri; Syngnathiformes; Syngnathidae
Source: RefSeq, a predicted model, not a curated record
AUGCCAGUUACCAAGGUUCAGCCAUUUAUGCAUGAGGAUGAUUUGGUGAAAGGCUGGAAGAAAACACUACUGGCCCAUCGCAAGGGAUUGAUAAUUGCCACGUGUAUCAUAGUGGUUUUUGCUCUUGCUCUUGGUAUUGGCCUUGGAGUGGGUCUAAGCUGUAUUGGUAGGUUUCGCUGUGGCUUUUCCUCCCAGUGCAUCAGAAGCUCAGCACAAUGUGACGGGGAGGUGCAAUGUGACAAUGGAGAGGACGAGCUUGGCUGUGUGCGUCUUAGUGGGCGGAGUUCAGUCCUGCAGGUCCAGAAAGCAGGUGUUUGGAAGACAGUCUGCUCAGAGGAUUGGAAUAACUGGCUGGGGCUCUCUGCCUGCAAGCAAUUGGGAUAUACAAGUUAUAUCGAGUCAUUCUUCAUCUCCCUGACCUCCAUUGAGCAGGACCUACAGUACAAUCUGAUGUCCAUCAAUCUGAGCAAAACACAAGUCGUUAAGCUUCAAAACACAACAACCUUCAGUAAAACCCAGUGCAGUUCAGGAAAAGUGACAACGCUAAAAUGUCUGGAGUGUGGCUCCAGGCCCAAAUACUCGACUCGCAUAGUUGGUGGGAACAUCUCCAGGCCAGGUCAGUUUCCCUGGCUGGUUAGCCUUCAGCAGUGGAUCAGCAAUGAACACCUCUGUGGUGGUUCUAUCAUAACGUCACGUUGGAUUCUCACAGCAGCACACUGUGUGUAUGGAUUUGCAGACCCUUCCUUGUGGGUUGUCCAUGUGGGAGAGGUAGAACAACCAGUCCAUGGUGCCGAGUCACUUGCAGUGGAGCAGAUCAUAUACCAUGCUCGCUAUCACCCCAAAGGAUUGGAUUAUGAUAUUGCACUCAUGAAACUGACCAAACCCCUUGUAUUCAAUGGAUUUGUGGAGCCCAUCUGCUUGCCUAAUUAUGGGGAAGAAUUUGACGAGGGCACUAUGUGCUGGAUCUCUGGAUGGGGAGCAACUGAGGAAAAAGGAGAGACCAGUGUGGUUUCACGUUCCGCCAUGGUGCCCAUACUCUCCACAAAGACCUGUAAUCAGCCACAGGUUUACCAGGGCUUUAUCUCACCCUGGAUGAUUUGUGCAGGAUACUUGGAAGGAGGAACCGAUUCUUGUCAGGGGGACAGUGGAGGUCCUCUUGCCUGUGAGGACUCAUCUAAAUGGAAGUUGGUUGGGGCAACGAGCUGGGGGAUUGGCUGCGCUGUAAAAAACAAGCCAGGGGUGUACACCAGGAUCACACAGUCACUUAACUGGAUCCGGCAACAAAUGGAGAGGGAAGACGCUCUUAAUUCAUCAAGUAUAAACUGA